AUGUUUCUUCGCUGCCUGGCUGCCUCGAUUUUGCUGCUGCAGCUCGCGCAGGCCAAGGUUAGUGGCAGGACCCUGAAGGACGACUGAUUUGCCUCCAGGUGACAUGUCCACGAGGUCCGUUCGGCACGCAACUCGAAUGCGCCUUCGAGUGUUGCACGUCCUUCGAAGGCGAUGACCAUGUUUGUCUUUCGAGUGUUUGCAUUUUUGUUUUCGGUGGCAAUUUGUUAUUCUCACCCUUUGGCCGUGUUUCGGAAGGGAUACAAACAAAGCAAUGGAAAAUGUUAUCAAAAAAAUUUUUAAAAAAAUUAUAACUGGACUUUUUGUCAAGAAUUUUUUUAAAAAAAAGCUUUCGUUAAGAAUAUUUUUUUCUUAUGAGAUUGAACCCUUGAAAAAACGAUUGCUGGUUUCAAAUCGAAAAUCGUAAAUUAAUUGAAUUUCUCACAGCGUCAAAACAUGAAAAAAUGUUUUCUAUAGAACAAGGACCGUCCGACAGAAUGAUUAAUUUACAGAGUUCAUCCUUUUUUUUCCGGAAAGAAACUUUUCAGGGCUACUACUGUUGUGGACUGGAAGAGAAACAACAGAUGGACCGCGGAGGAGACAAAAGCCGCGCCGAGCGGUUCAUCUCCUACGGCAGCACCUUCCAGUAGGUCUUUCCGGCGGAUCCCCUCAUCUCUGCCUCCAGGAUCGACUACACGAUGCUCGUCAUCGGCCUGAUCAUCUCCAUCGUGCUUUCGAUCCUCUUGUCCUUCUUCUGCUGUCUUUUGUGCAACGGCUGCUGGCUCCACCGCCGACGCAAUCCCCAGAUGUACGAGAGUGUCAACGACAACGGCUGGUAUCCCAUCUGCUGUCAGUUCUUUUUUUUUCGCUUUUGUGAAAGUUUCAUUGCACAAUGUAAACAAGAAAGCCCGUUUUAUCUGCACUGACCUCUUUUGCAAUAUAUACCUCUCUUUUUGAGGAAAUAUUAUAUAUCAGUUUUCUCCCUAGUAUUAGCUAUUCAAAUCAUUAUUUAACUGGAUUUUCAAAAGAGGGCAUAACUCGGAAGUUCAUAGAUUGCGAUAUAGAAAUUUGAGAGCUAUCAGGUAAAAAAGAAGUUCAAAAUCUUUCCCAGAAUUUAUACUUUUUCGUUCUUUCAGUUUUUUGGCUGUAAGUCAAUGUCAGCUUCUUGAAAAAAAAAAAUAAAUUAUGGAAACUUGCAUUUUCGUAAUUAUUUUUGGUCUGAUGUGGAUAUCUCAUAUUUACCCCUCUUAUCACCAAAAAUCUUAUUGCCUCAAUUUCAUCUCCGGAAAAAAAGCAAUAAUAUAAGAUGCUCGGGAAACUCUUUCGUAAGUGUCAACUUUGAACCGACUUGACAUUGACUUCUUUUCUUUUUUUUAAGCUUUACCCAGCGCCGUUUAUUUGCCUAUGCCGUUUUGUGAGUGGAUCGUUGAGUAUGAAAAUCGAUGAUAAUCGAUUAGGAACAAAAGUUGAGAAAAGAAGCCGACGAUGACGCACGAUUCUUCCAUGUUUUGCGGACAAAAGGCGAGCGGAAGAAGGGUCUUUUAGGGAAAAACGCAAAUGGGCCACGCGCCUCUUUAGAAAUCACUGUUCUGGGGUCGGCCUAAUCGAACUUUUUAAGAAAUGAGACGCUUUCUAGCGAAAAUGAAUUAGAUUCAAAAGCUCAUAUUCACAACUGCAAAGAAACGAACAAACUGCCUCGAAUUGAAAAUUCGAUGAUUUGGUUGUAGUUUCAAGUAUACUUCAAUCAAUUAAUCAAUCAAUACUUAUCUUUUACUUUGGUCAAAAAAUAAGAUUUUCUGCAGAAUUAAGACUGCGGAAUAAACUUCGCCAAUUCCUUCAUGAAGUCUGAAAAAAACCAGAAAAUCAUAGAAAUGGACCUCUUUUUGAGAUUGAUCUAUUUUGAUCGAAUUUUCAGAGAUGUCUUUAAUUUUCGACUCGGAAUGCAGAAAUUUUGCUUUUUAGCAUUAGUAUAAGAUUUUAACGGAAAGCGGGCGUCUAUUCUGCGACCUCGGUAUGGGAUUUUUAUAACAAAUUUUUAAGUUCCUAAAUAAUAUUGCAAAAAAUCUAUCAAUUUGUGUGAAUAGUGGGAAUCUCAGCAGAAGCUGCAAGGAACACUAUCUUUGAGGAGAAGCUUGAUCCGUAGGAGACGUGAUUUUUGCAGGCGGCUUCGGAAUCCCGAUGGGAACUGUCGUUUUCUCCACUCAUCCGCCACACUACAGGGAGGACAGCGAGAUGUACCACGGCUCCAGCACUUCCAGUCUUCCUUCGUCUAAACAGAGGUGCCGUCGUUUCUUCUUCUCACGAUCUCAUACGACAUUUUUUUCCUUUCUGAAUCAAUGAAAUUCUUUCAGAGUACGGUUCAAUCCAGACGGAACGCCGCGCGGAGUUCUAAAAAACAACGGACACGAGUCACAGUUCAGGGACUAG
Molecule: messenger RNA, 2424 nt
Organism: Caenorhabditis auriculariae
Lineage: Eukaryota; Metazoa; Nematoda; Chromadorea; Rhabditida; Rhabditidae
Source: the annotation of a GenBank genome assembly